Diutina rugosa is the source of this 831-nucleotide messenger RNA. RefSeq names its product Pcl5p (gene PCL5). Gene Ontology annotation, molecular function: cyclin-dependent protein serine/threonine kinase regulator activity; protein kinase binding. NCBI's taxonomy places the organism in Eukaryota, Fungi, Ascomycota, Pichiomycetes, Serinales, Debaryomycetaceae. Bases 1 to 831 code for a protein of 276 amino acids. The transcript has a single exon. Gene Ontology annotation, cellular component: cyclin-dependent protein kinase holoenzyme complex; nucleus. The record is from RefSeq and is a predicted model, not a curated record. Gene Ontology annotation, biological process: regulation of cyclin-dependent protein serine/threonine kinase activity.
AUGUUGCCCACUCCCCCCGCAAGUGUGGAAUCGCUGCCCCUUGAAGCGAAGUCGCCCAACCAUGCCGAAUACUACUCGCUGCACUUGAACAAGUCCCAGUUCAACCUGGUGUUGAUUACCUGUGCCGUGAACUUGUUGCAAGUGUUGUACGACGACAGUAAGGUUGAUGGUGGUCACUCCAAGGUGCGCUUUUUUGUGGUGGAACUUUUACGGCGUCUGAAGACGCUGAUUCAGCUGUUGCAGGUGGCCUGCUGGUACUUGGUAAAACUUGUCCAACGGCGUGAUGGGGACGACUUACCCGCUGACCCUCGCAAGUUGUUUUUGGGGUGUAUAAUUUUGGCGCUGAAGUUUAACCAGGACUACAACUAUUCGUUCAAGCUGUGGCUCAAGAUCUGUGGUAUGGGAGCUUCCUCCACUGACUCCGAAUCGUUUGAUGUGGCUCAGUUGAGAGCCCUCGAACGCCAGGUGUUGAAACUUUUGGGAUUUAACUGCUACCUUAACGGCCGCAAAUAUGAGAACUGGUGCAACAUUUUGUUGAUCUUUGGCUACGACUUUAUCCACACUCACAAUGUCGCCACUGGCACCAUUGAUUGGGAGCUGGUGGUUAUCGUGGGCGAAAAACUCAUGAAGUGGAGACGGUUUUUCACCCACUCAUUUAACCCUCAGACGUUGGAACUGGUGAAAGUGGAUUUCCGCAGCUACUACCAACAACAGAUGGGAUCGAAGGUGGUGCUCAAGGCGUCACCGUCGCUUUUUACGUCAUCGACAAAGCGGUGCCGUGAUGAGAUCGUCACACUGCUGUCUGCCAAGAGACGCUGUGUCGAGCACUAA